AUGUCUUUCGCUCUGGAGGAGACGCUCGAGUCGGACUGGGUGGCUGUGCGGCCCCAUGUGUUUGAUGAGCGCGAGAAGCACAAGUUCGUCUUCAUUGUGGCCUGGAACGAGAUCGAAGGCAAGUUUGCUAUAACCUGCCACAACCGGACAGCCCAGAGGCAGAGGAGCGGCUCCCGGGAACAGGCGGGGACUCGAGGGGGUGCCGAGGCUGGCGUACCCGUGUCCGACGGGACCCGCGGGCCAGGCAGCCCGGUGGGCAAGGGACGGCCUGAGGCCACCGGCUCUGCGACUCCGGUCCGGAGCCCUGGGUCCCGGAGGAGUCCGACCUGGGCGGAGGGAGGAUCUCCGCGGAGCGCGCGCUGCCUUCGGGGGGACCCGCCGCAGCGGAGCCCGGCCGGCAGAGGAGCGGAGAGUCUUCUCAGGAGCCCUGCGCGGGCCAAGCCCAGCCCGGUCCGAAAAGGAGUGCAAGCCAGAGAUGCGGCAGGGUCAGCCACUGCUACCCAACCGGCGCCCAAGGAGGCCCCGGUGUCCUCUGUGCGAGUUGUGAGCGCCUCCGGGGCGGUCUCCGAGGAGAUCGAAGUCCUGGAAAUGGUUAGGGAAGACGAGACGCCCUUGGCGCUCUCCGACGCGGAGCAGCCGCCUCCCGCGGCCGAGCCGGAGUCUCCGGCUGAAGAGUGCAGCUGGGCCGGGCUCUUUUCCUUUCAGGAUCUGCGCGCCGUGCACCAGCAGCUGUGUUCUGUGAACUCGCAGCUGGAGCCAUGCCUGCCAGUGUUCCCCGAGGAACCCUCCGGCAUGUGGACCGUGCUGUUCGGGGGCGCGCCUGAGAUGACAGAGCAGGAGAUCGAUACUCUGUGUUACCAGCUCCAGGUCUACCUGGGCCACGGCCUGGACACCUGUGGCUGGAAGAUCCUCUCUCAGGUGCUCUUCACCGAGACCGACGAUCCUGAGGAGUAUUACGAAAGCCUCAGCGAGCUUCGACAGAAGGGCUACGAAGAAGUGCUUCAGCGGGCCAGGAAGCGUAUCCAGGAGCUCUUGGAUAAGCAUAAGAACACAGAGAGCAUGGUGGAGCUUCUGGACUUAUAUCAGAUGGAGGAUGAAGCCUAUAGCAGCCUUGCAGAAGCAACAACUGAACUCUAUCAGUAUUUACUGCAGCCAUUCCGAGACAUGAGAGAACUUGCCAUGCUACGAAGACAGCAGAUCAAGAUUUCUAUGGAAAAUGAUUAUCUGGGACCCCGAAGAAUUGAGAGUCUACAAAAAGAAGAUGCCGACUGGCAGCGGAAAGCUCAUAUGGCUGUACUAUCUAUUCAAGAUCUUACAGUCAAAUAUUUUGAAAUAACAGCAAAAGCUCAAAAAGCUGUGUACGAUCGAAUGCGAGCAGAUCAGAAGAAAUUUGGUAAAGCAUCAUGGGCAGCAGCUGCUGAACGUAUGGAAAAACUUCAGUAUGCAGUUUCUAAAGAGACUUUGCAGAUGAUGAGAGCUAAAGAGAUCUGUUUGGAACAGAGGAAACAUGCACUAAAAGAAGAGAUGCAAAGUUUGCAGGGUGGUACAGAAGCCAUAGCUCGAUUGGAUCAGUUAGAAGCUGAUUAUUAUGAUCUUCAGCUUCAGUUGUAUGAAGUACAGUUUGAAAUCUUAAAGUGUGAAGAGUUAUUGUUGACAGCACAACUGGAAAGUAUCAAAAGACUUAUAUCAGAAAAGAGAGAUGAAGUAGUUUACUAUGACACUUAUGAAAGCAUGGAGGCCAUGCUAGAGAAAGAAGAAAUGGCAGCCUCUGUGCACGCACAGAGGGAAGAGCUGCAGAAACUACAGCAGAAAGCACGCCAGCUGGAAGCAAGACGGGGACGUGUCUCAGCCAAGAAAGCCUACCUCAGAAAUAAAAAGGAAAUUUGUAUUGCAAAACACAAUGAAAAAUUCCAACAGCGCAUUCAAAGUGAAGAGGAAUAUAGAACCCAUCACAUGGUACAACUAAAGAGAGAAAAAGUACAUGAUGAAGAGGAAAGAAAAAGUGCCUGGGUUAGUCAGGAGAGACAGAGAACGCUGGAUAGACUUCGAACAUUUAAACAGAGGUACCCUGGGCAAGUCAUACUUAAAUCAACCAGAUUACGACUGGCUCAUGCGAGAAGAAAAAGUGCAGCAAGUCCUGUGCCCCAUGAGGAUCCAUGUGACUCUCUACCAGGGGUGUUGCAGGUAGAGGGAAAAACUGAAGAGGUGGGAGAAGGAAGAGGCCAGCUUGGGUCAUCACAGACAACAGAAUCCCAGCGCCUUGCACAACUUGAAGAUAAUUCAUUAGCACAACUUGAAGCCACUUCAUUACCUCUCAGUGGUGUUACCUCCGAACUGCCUCCCACUGCAUCUCUUCCACUUUUGAAUAGCAGUGACCUCGAACCAUGUUCUGUUAGCACAGAUCCACUCCCACCACCUCUCCCUCCUACACCCCCUCCGCCCCCACCACCCCCACCACCCCCUCCCCCUCCUCCCCCUCUGCCUGUUGCAAAGGACAACACUGCCAACCCAGAGACACUGGAGAAAGAUCUGCCUAGAAAGGAGGGGAAUGAGAAGAGGAUCCCGAAGUCUGCCAGCGCCCCCUCAGCACACCUUUUCGAUAGCAGCCAGCUGGUUAGUGCCCGAAAGAAGCUCAGGAAGACUGCUGAAGGUUUGCAGAGGAGGAGAGUGAGCUCACCUAUGGAUGAAGUGCUAGCAUCCUUGAAGCGUGGUAGUUUUCAUCUGAAAAAGGUUGAACAGCGAACUCUGCCUCCUUUUCCUGAUGAAGAUGAUAGUAAUAAUAUCUUGGCACAAAUAAGGAAAGGGGUAAAAUUGAAGAAGGUACAGAAGGAAGUUUUGAGAGAAUCCUUCACACUUCUGCCUGAUACAGACCCUCUAACACGGAGCAUCCAUGAAGCUCUACGAAGAAUUAAAGAGGCAUCCCCUGAGUCAGAGGAUGAAGAGGAGGUUUUGCCUUGCACAGACUGGGAGAACUGACAAGUAACUUAAAGAAGAAAAAUACAUACAGAUGAAGAUUGGUUCUGAUUCUUUUGGAAAACAAAAGUUGAAGCUCUUGGUUCCACAGUUGGAUUCCAUUAGACCCAAAGUAUAUUGACUCAGUUGUAUGGGGGAAAAAAAAAGGAAGCACAAUUGGCAAAUUAUUACUUUUACAGUCAUUCCAAUAGAUAAUGGUUAAGAUGAUUUUUAAAUGUGCAAUGUUCCUAUCUGUGAUGAAGAAAGGCCUCCUGGAGAUGGCUGUUUUUUUUUAUGCACCUUCCCUUCCCCCAUCCAUAUAUAUAUAUAUAUAUAUACUUGUAGUGGCCAGUUAAACUGGGAGUUGCUAUGAGUUGGAAGAACACUGGGCUGACAGAUCUACUGUGAGCUGUUUUGGGACUGCUUUGAGAUCCAUCUUUCAGUGUACUGAAAGGAAGGACAUCUGCUAAAAAACAGAGUUUCUUCCGUAUCAGCUUACAGAAAUAGUACUAUAUUCUGAAAAAGAAGUUUAUCAUGGUAGCAAUAGGUCAGGAAUUAUAAUCAGAUGGAAAUAUACUUAAAAAUUUUAACAGUUCUCAUCUCCAAAGGAAUUUUCAUAAAUGAUGUUCAACAUCUGAAAGAUCAAUGGAGAUACACCUAUUAAUGUGUGUACCAAACAUGAUAACAUUUAACAAGGCAUAUUUUUAGAAGGCUACACAGUCUACACUUUGUAAGGGUUUGAAGUUAAAAUUUCCAUGCCUUUAAAUAGCUUUUCAUAAUUCUGAAUUUAUAGUGGUUUGAAUUUUAUGUGCAUCCUUGUUUAUGAGAAGCAAUACUUUGUAAUUUGAUAAUGUUUCAAAUUAUUUUUAGUCUUUUUGUUUGAACUGUUGCUUGAUCACCAUAACUCAUGACUUUCCUAUUGAGAAUCAAAAAAGGAGGAUUCAAUAAUAGGGAUGCAGAUCAUAACUCUUUAUCAUGCACCAUUAAGUUUUUGUUAUGCUCCACAGUGUAAAGCAUGUGCUCCACAAAGAUGCAGAAAGUAGACAGGCAGGAAAGCCUCUUUGGCUGGCAUUUCACUAUCUUGAAAUGCUUUGAAUGGAACAUUGGGAGAGAGCCUUUGUUAUUAAAUUUUUAUCUUACAAUAUAUAGGGCUAGGUUCUGAUUUGCUGUAAGGAACUCUAUAUGAAUGAAGCUGUCAUGGAUUGUCAGGAGGAUUGUUGUGGGCUUACAUGAAGGGAGCAGAUAUGCUGGACCCUGUUUAAUAGUACUCCAUAGAGUAUAAUUCUGCAUAAGACAGAUCUCGGCCUUUAUUUGGAGGGAGUCCAGGAUAGAAGUAUCACUUUAUGUCAUAAGGCAGUUCUCCGACUUACUCCCAGAAAGUAGUAUUGGAGUAAAAGUUACUCAGUGUAUGUGAAUUAGUUUUCCUGGAAGGAAAAAAGCUCACAACUCUUUUUGUCAUUAUUGAAUAUUAUUUUCAUUAACAAAAAUUCCCAGCAGCAGGAGGUUAUAUAAAACAAAAUCUUUUUGUUCAAACAUUAGUAAUAUAUUUAUUGAUGAGACUAGGAAUUUCUGCACAACAUAUGAGUUUCAUGAUACAUUGGUUCUAGUCCCAGCAUAAGUCCCGUGUCUUGUCUGGGAUGAUUAGUAGCACACAUCUAAUAUAUAUAAACUUUAGUGGGGGUGGGUGCAUAUCCUUUAUAACUUCAGUAAAGCAUUAAAGUAUGCUUUUAACCCAAAGAGCCAUUCGUUAGAUUAAUAUAUUUGCAAAUUUUUAAAUUUAGAAAACUUUUUAAAAAACCAUGGAUCCAUCUAAUCCAUCCAUUUUGUGUGUGUGUGUGUGUGUGUGUGUGUGUGUGUGUAUCCAUGUAUCAGUAUUUCAUGUGUCAAGUGUUUUGGAUGCUUGUUCAUAACCUAACUUUUAUUCAUUUUUUUCAAUUUCGGAAAAAUACAGAAGGAUGUAAUGUUAAAUUAACAACAACAAACACUGGACCCUUCAUGUUGAGAGAAUUGCUACCCAUUAGUACUAUCGCUGGGAUUCUAUUAUAAAGCAAUCUUACUUUAAAAAGGCUCCUGUGAUCUGUCUUUAGCCACCUUGUAAUCAGCUGGUGAUGUGGCUCAGUGUAGAGUGCUUACCUACAUGUAUGAGGAGGCCCUGCGUCCCAUCGUCAGGGAGAGAUUCACAUGGCUACUUCCACAAAAUUACAAAUUACUGUAGGUCACAUACCAUCGGAGUUAAAAGAACGAGGGUCCACUUGUCUAAAAUGAGUAUCAAUUGAACCCCCAUUUUAAAGCAGUAUCAGAACCCUACAAAAGCGUGAUCAAAUGUUCUUUUUUCCUUGCCUCUAAUAAAAUGCAGAUAUUUGCUUUAA
Messenger RNA from Marmota flaviventris (yellow-bellied marmot), 5321 nucleotides. RefSeq names its product junction mediating and regulatory protein, p53 cofactor (gene Jmy). NCBI's taxonomy places the organism in Eukaryota, Metazoa, Chordata, Mammalia, Rodentia, Sciuridae. The record is from RefSeq and is a predicted model, not a curated record. Gene Ontology annotation, cellular component: nucleus; cytoplasm. Gene Ontology annotation, molecular function: Arp2/3 complex binding; actin binding; transcription coactivator activity. Gene Ontology annotation, biological process: 'de novo' actin filament nucleation; positive regulation of apoptotic process; Arp2/3 complex-mediated actin nucleation.